UAUAAAUUUCUGAUUUAUGUUCUCUAGAGGUGGAAAAUACUCGGAAGAAGAUGCAAAGGCUGUCAUGGUACAGAUUUUGAGUGUGGUUGCCUACUGUCAUCUCCAAGGUGUAGUUCACCGUGACCUCAAGCCUGAGCCGGGAAUGGUAACAACUGAUCUUCUGUUGUCUGGAGCUUCUACAAAGCAGGUAGAAUGUGUAUUGCAUAUUUCCUUGAUUUCUUUUGUGAAGCUUUUGGAUCAAUCAAGUGAAAGCGUUUUAUUUAUUUCAGGCCAAGUUUUUCAUUAAUGUUUUGGCACAACCGGCAGAAGUGGUAAGAGUUUAUUGAUGUGGUGAUCUACCUAAGGGAGUGAUGUACAAACAGUGUUUUUAAUUCCUUGUUUUUGAGUUUUAGGUGCUUGCUUUGUUUCAAUAGUCAUCUGAAUUCAUGAUUAUGGAUUGUGAUGUUCGAUGAAAUAAAUCAUAUGGUUAGGUUUUCCAAAUAGGCAAAUGCACAUACAAGACUUAGAG
This is a messenger RNA of Camellia sinensis, 508 nucleotides long. The record is from RefSeq and is a predicted model, not a curated record. NCBI's taxonomy places the organism in Eukaryota, Viridiplantae, Streptophyta, Magnoliopsida, Ericales, Theaceae.